GGGAGCCGCGGCCCCGGCAGAGCAGCGCUCGGGAGCCCCGAGAGAAGCAGGCGGGAGCGCGCGGCCGAGCCCAGGCGCGGGAUGACAGCCCUCGGCGUGCAGGCCCAGAAGCUGCUGGCCCAAAGGAGGCCCCGCCGGUCCUUCUUUGAACCCUCCAUCCGGGCCCUCAUCAUCUUGUGCGCCUCCCUGGCCGUGGUCCUCUCCUCCCUCUCCAUCUGCGAUGGCCACUGGCUCCUGGCCGACGACCGUCUGUUCGGGCUGUGGCACUUCUGCACCACCUCCAACCAGGCUGAGCUGCACUGCCUCCGAGACCUGAGGCAGGCCCACGUGCCCGGGCUAGCCUCGGGCAUGGCUGUGGCCCGCAGCGUGGCCACCUUGGCCGUGGUGGUCGCCAUCUUUGGCCUGGAGCUCCUCAUGGUGUCCCAGGUGUCCGAGGACGCCCACUCGUGGCACAAGUGGGCCGUGGGCUCCGCCCUCUUCCUCCUCGCCUCCAUCCUCUCCUUCGGGGGCCUCCUGAGCUUCCUGACCCUCCUUAGGAACGAGGUCACGCUCAUGGGCCUCAGCCUGACGUUCUGGAGCGAAUUCACGGCCUCCUUCCUCUUCUUCCUGAACGCCAUCAGCGGCCUCCACAUCAACAGUAUCAGCCGGACUGACAGCGUCACGUACCCCUGGGGCCUGCCUGCAAAACUUUAGGCCCCCCCAGCGAGGGCGCUGAGUUCUACCAGAAAGUGUGGUCAAGAUGGGACUUCUCCAACAUGUGACAUUCGAACUGCCGCCUCUCGGCCUUGGGGUGGUCGGGCCAGUGGCCUUUGCAGCCCAGAGGGCAGGUGGGCGCCUCCGAGCCACCAGCUGCACCAGCUUAGCCACGUUAUUAGGAUGUUGACUUCACAAGAAGAAACAUAUUCUGAAACCCA
Messenger RNA from Lagenorhynchus albirostris (white-beaked dolphin), 914 nucleotides. It is a transcript of the gene TMEM37, whose product is annotated as transmembrane protein 37. The transcript has 2 exons. Bases 82 to 693 code for a protein of 203 amino acids. Gene Ontology annotation, molecular function: calcium channel activity; voltage-gated monoatomic ion channel activity. NCBI's taxonomy places the organism in Eukaryota, Metazoa, Chordata, Mammalia, Artiodactyla, Delphinidae. The record is from RefSeq and is a predicted model, not a curated record. Gene Ontology annotation, cellular component: membrane.